AUGUAUUUUUUUAGCAUAAAAACAAUUUAUUAUUAUUAUUUUUAUUAUUAUUGUUAUUUAUUAUUUAUUGUUGUUGUUGUUGUUGUUGUUGUUGUUGUUGUUGUUAUAAUCUAUAUUUUAAAAAAGAAAAAAAAAAUCCUACAUAUUAUUUUCACCACUACCACACAUAUACAUAUUAUUACAAUAGUUGUAAAUAUUUUACUGUUAGUUCCAUAUUUUUGGUAA
This is a messenger RNA of Dictyostelium discoideum AX4, 225 nucleotides long. RefSeq lists its product as hypothetical. Bases 1 to 225 code for a protein of 74 amino acids. NCBI's taxonomy places the organism in Eukaryota, Evosea, Eumycetozoa, Dictyosteliales, Dictyosteliaceae. The transcript has 2 exons. The record is from RefSeq and is a predicted model, not a curated record.